UUCUCGCAAAAAAAAAAAAGAAAAUUAAGCACAAGCGAGCAUGUAUGUUUGCGCAUAUGGCAUCUCCUUGCGCAGGUGGACUGGAGUCAGGUGAUGUGUGGAAUGCUCAUGCAAUUUUUGCUGGGCCUGUGUGUCUUGCGCUGGGACCGCGGCCGACACAUGCUUCAGUGCGCAGCCGAUAAGAUUAAACACUUCCUGGACUACACAAACAAAGGUUCCUUCUUCGUUUUCGGCCACCUUGCGUCGGGCUGGAACCUUACAGAAGCUAUUGGUGACCUAGCCAUGCUCGCAGUCCCGCAAACUUCCGGUGCAAACGAUACCAACGGUACCACCGCCAACCGCGCCGCCAUUACAUCGCUGUUUCCAGUCUUCAUGUUUCAGGCACUGCCGGUGAUAUUUUUCUUGAGCUUCUUCGUGAACAUUCUCUAUUUCUACGGAGUCAUGCAAAGGCUGGUGUUGGUGAUCGGCAAGUUCUUGCAGCUCACGAUCGGCACAACCGUCUGCGAGUCCAUGUCAGCAGCUGCCAACAUUUUCCUUGGAAUGACCGAGGCGCCUCUAGUGAUACGGCCUUUCUUGCCGAAGAUGACGGAGUCGGAGAUACACACGAUCAUGACGACCGGCUUCGCCACGAUUGCUGGCAGUGUCAUGGCCGCGUACAUCAGCUUUGGCGUGAGUGCCGGCCAUCUAGUGACAGCCUCCAUAAUGAGUGCACCGGCGGCCCUGGUAUACUCGAAGCUCCUCUACCCAGAGACUGAGGAGAGCCGGACUCAUGUGCGAAAUAUCGUAAUGCCGCAUUGUGAGGAACGGAACGUCCUAGAAGCGGCGUCUAAUGGCGCUACCAUGGGGCUUACGGUAAUCGGCAACUUGAUUGCCAAUUUGGUUGCCUUCCUGGCCUUCAUCGCCUUCCUGAACGGCACACUGCUCUGGUUCAGCUCCAUCGUCGCAAUGGAUUUCCUCACAUUCGAGUGGAUUUUGGCAAAGCUGUUCACCCCUCUGGCAGUGGUUAUGGGCGUUCCAUGGAAGGACAGCGGUACGGUGGGAGAACUGAUUGGUAUUAAGACCUUCGCCAACGAGUUCAUCGCUUACUCCCAGCUCGGCACCAUUAUCGACCAACUUGAUGAGCGCUCUGUGGUGAUCGCUACUUACGCCUUGUGUGGAUUCUCCAACUUUGGCUCCAUCGGCAUCUGCCUCGGCGCAUACGGUGCCAUGGCCCCCGAGAGGAUGAGCUCCUUCGCCUCCGUCGCGCUGCGAGCCAUGGCUGCCGGAUCGGCCGCCUGCUUCCUCACGGCUUGUGUUGCAGGUCUGUUCGUGUACGCGUCCUUAGGUUUGUCCAUCGCUGCUUCUGCGCGGCUGUACUUUGCACCGAAAUCAGCGCAGAUCAUCGCACGUGCCUACGUGUUUCGACUAGCCGAACCAAACUGCGACCAGCAGGUGCUACUGUCGGCUGUUCCGGCGGCACUGCAGCAUCGCGGGAUCGCUGCUUCUGCGCGGCUGUACUUUGCACCGAAAUCAGCUCAGAUCAUCGCACGUGCCUACGUGUUUCGACUAGCCGAACCAAACUGCGACCAGCAGGUGCUACUGUCGGCUGUUCCGGCGGCACUGCAGCAUCACGGGAUAUUGGAGGCAUCCAUAAAAGAGGGCGUCGACUGCUACUUGUUUCACUUGGCAGUAGCGACGAGGACACUUCGAUAUCGCCUAAUCGCUGUUGACCUUUUGCUGCAGAUCGCUGCUUCUGCGCGGCUGUACUUUGCACCGAAAUCAGCGCAGAUCAUGGCACGUGCCUACGUGUUUCGGCUAGCAGAACCAAACUGCGACCAGCAGGUGCUACUGUCGGCUGUUCCGGCGGCACUGCAGCAUCACGGGAUAUUGUAG
Messenger RNA from Dermacentor andersoni, 1872 nucleotides. The record is from RefSeq and is a predicted model, not a curated record. NCBI's taxonomy places the organism in Eukaryota, Metazoa, Arthropoda, Arachnida, Ixodida, Ixodidae.